AUGUCUGAGGAAAAUAUGGGGGAAGAGUCGAGCAGCCCCCCUGGCUCUCCUGUGGACAGCCUGAGCAACAGCGAGGGGGAGCUGGAUAGACAGCCGAAGAGAUGUGGGAGGAAGAGGAGACCGAGCAGGAAAAACGGGGAGGACUCAGAUAGCCCUACCCCUGGGAAAAGAGGGAAGAAGUCCAGCAGCAGCAGCCCCCAGUCUUUCGAGGAUCUCCAGACGCAGCGGGUCAUGGCCAACGUCCGGGAGCGCCAGAGGACCCAAUCUCUCAACGAGGCGUUCGCAUCUUUGCGGAAAAUUAUUCCCACUUUGCCCUCGGACAAACUCAGCAAAAUACAGACCCUAAAACUUGCAUCCAGAUACAUCGACUUCCUCUACCAGGUGCUGCAGAGCGACGAGCUGGACUCCAAAAUGUCAAGUUGUAGUUAUGUGGCUCAUGAGAGGCUGAGCUAUGCCUUCUCUGUGUGGAGGAUGGAGGGCGCUUGGUCCAUGUCAACAUCUCACUAACAUCUGGAGAAAUUAUGCCCAAAAUGGUGACUGCUGAUUAUCAAAUUCGGAC
Molecule: messenger RNA, 559 nt
Organism: Scomber japonicus (chub mackerel)
Lineage: Eukaryota; Metazoa; Chordata; Actinopteri; Scombriformes; Scombridae
Gene: twist1b
Product: twist family bHLH transcription factor 1b
Exons: 2
Coding region: 1-507 (168 amino acids)
Biological process (GO): regulation of transcription by RNA polymerase II; developmental process
Molecular function (GO): protein dimerization activity; DNA-binding transcription factor activity, RNA polymerase II-specific; RNA polymerase II transcription regulatory region sequence-specific DNA binding
Source: RefSeq, a predicted model, not a curated record